AAUCAAUAUCAGAAAAGAGGAUGGUUCAGAUGCAAAUUAAGGGGUGCCACAAAUGCGGUAUUAGAUUCGCUGAGUAGAUAUGUUUAUCUAAACUCAAUUCAGUGGUCUUCUUACCGUCCUUUUUCUUGCAAGAAAAUGAUAGCCAAUCAUCUUAAUUCUGCCAGUGGAUUAGGUUGUCAGUAUAUUCUAUGCCCACUCGGGAGGCAUAUUGAUAUAGAUGGUUUUAUGCCCAAAACACUUCCUUAAAGAGUCAUUCUUGGGGUUAUGUGAGCAUCAUUCACCUUUGCGUUUAAUCAACCCUGUUUUGCUCAUUGCUGGAGACCAAGGAGGCUUGCACCGGACGGGGAGGUGUAGCUAUCCUAUAUACGAUCGAGUCAUCCAGAAGCUACCGAAAUCCAGUUCUUCGUGCUAGAAUCCCUGCGAGUUAGGGUUCAUCGGAGAUGGACUUCUUCAGUGAAUAUGGUGAUGCUAACAGAUACAAAAUUCAGGAAGUCAUCGGUAAAGGGAGUUAUGGUGUCGUUUGUUCAGCUAUUGACCAACAUACUGGCGACAAGGUGGCAAUCAAGAAAAUACACAAUAUCUUUGAGCACUUAUCUGAUGCUGCUCGGAUACUCCGUGAGAUCAAAUUACUCCGGCUAUUAAGACAUCCUGAUAUAGUAGAGAUCAGGCAUAUAAUGUUGCCUCCAUCCAGGAGAGACUUCAAGGAUAUUUAUGUUGUCUUUGAGCUCAUGGAUACAGACCUCCACCAAGUCAUCAAGGCUAAUGAUGACUUAACCAAAGAGCACCACCAGUUCUUUCUCUAUCAGAUGCUUCGUGCUCUGAAAUAUAUCCAUACCGCUAAUGUUUAUCAUCGUGAUUUGAAGCCAAAGAAUAUAUUGGCAAAUGCUAAUUGUAAACUCAAAAUAUGUGAUUUUGGUCUAGCGAGAGUGGCAUUUAACGACACUCCUACAACUGUAUUCUGGACGGAUUAUGUUGCUACUAGAUGGUAUAGGGCUCCUGAGCUGUGUGGGUCUUUCUUUACCAAGUAUUCACGAGCUAUUGACAUAUGGAGUAUUGGUUGCAUUUUUGCGGAGAUUUUAACUGGGAAGCCUUUGUUCCCUGGUAAAAAUGUGGUUCACCAGUUGGAUUUGAUGACUGAUCUCUUGGGUACUCCAUCACUGGACACUGUUUCCAGGAUUCGGAAUGAGAAGGCAAGGAGGUACUUGAGUAGUAUGAGGAAAAAACAGUCGGUAUCGUUUUCUGAGAGAUUCCCCAAAGCAGACCCUGCUGCACUCAAACUUCUUCAGAGACUUUUAGCAUUUGAUCCCAAGGAUAGACCAACUGCUGAAGAGGCGUUAGCUGAUCCAUAUUUUAAAGGUCUUGGGAAGGUAGAGAGAGAACCAUCCUGCCAGCCAAUAACAAAAAUGGAGUUUGAGUUUGAAAGGAAAAAUGUGACCAAAGCAGACGUAAAGGAACUUAUAUUCCGGGAAAUACUGGAGUAUCAUCCUCAACUUCUGAAAGAUUACAUGAAUGGAACUGAAAAAACAAACUUCCUAUAUCCUAGUGCCGUUGACAAUUUCCGGAGACAAUUUGCUAACUUAGAGGAAAAUGGAGGGAAGGGUGGAGCAGUCGUUCCACCAGAUAGGAAGCAUGUUUCGCUCCCAAGGAAUACUACCGUUCAUUCUACACCCAUCCCUCCAAAAGACCAAAAAUAUUCCCAAGUUCCCCAAAGGAUUCCAACAGGUAGACCAGGAAGAGUGGUUGGCCCAGUAAUACCGUUCGAGAAUUCAAGCACUAUGGAUCCUUACAGUCAACGAAGGGUGGCGAGGAAUCCAGUACUGCCUGCAGCUGCCACCAAUCUAUCAGCAUAUGCCUACCGAAACUCAGACAAUUCAGAGCGAGAGCUUCAGCAGGAACUUGAAAAAGAUCGGAUGCAGUACCAUCCGAUGCAGCGGUUCAUGGAUGCCAAGAUGGUAUCCCCUGACUUGAGGUCUACCUCAUAUUACAUGCCAAAGGGUGUCCCGAAAGCUGAUGUAGCAGAAAGGAGUGCCUUACAGUCUAACAUGAUGCAGGGCAUUGCCCCGUUCAAUGGCAUUGCCACAGUUGGAGGUGCCUUCAAUAAGGUCAGUGCUGUUCAGUAUGGAGUUUCCAGGAUGUACUAGUGCAAUGGCCACUUCCGAAAUGCUUGGCUUAGCUCUGAAGUAAUAACAUGGAAGAAUCGAAAUACUUCCUAUGUUACCCUAUCAGCCGAAGAUUCAGACAGUGGAUGGAUGGUCUCUCAUCGAGGAGGAAGUUGAUGUCUGGUAAAAGAAUUUUUAUGCAAGGACAACCAUCCUGCCAAUUGAUCCACCUGUUCAAGAAAGGAAUGGCAUCAGUUAUUUGGGGCUGAUGCGAAAAAGGGGAAUUGAGGUGAGAAGACGUGUGGCGUCUAUGUAUUCAAAAGAAAGGGAACAUAUGGAAGUAAUAAAAAUGGUGAUCUCCUGUACAUAAAAUAACUUGAUUUUUCGUAUUACUGCUGGAGACAGCUUUCCUUGUGUUCCACAUUCGUGUGGCCGGGUGAUUUUGUUUUUCUGGGUUUGAAUUACUUCUAGAGGAAUUCAGUGUUGUAAUACUUUGGAGUUAGUUUAGAUCUGUAACAGAAUAACAAAACCAAACGCCUCUAAGAUAGAAUGUUGAUGGCCGAACAUUGUUCUUCUGAGUUCUGACAGUAAUUUGUAUGUGGACUGAAUUAGAUGA
Brachypodium distachyon (stiff brome) is the source of this 2715-nucleotide messenger RNA. RefSeq names its product mitogen-activated protein kinase 8. Gene Ontology annotation, molecular function: MAP kinase activity; ATP binding. Gene Ontology annotation, biological process: protein phosphorylation; intracellular signal transduction. Gene Ontology annotation, cellular component: nucleus; cytoplasm. The transcript has 10 exons. Lineage: Eukaryota; Viridiplantae; Streptophyta; Magnoliopsida; Poales; Poaceae. The record is from RefSeq and is a predicted model, not a curated record. Bases 441 to 2141 code for a protein of 566 amino acids.